This is a messenger RNA of Rhododendron vialii, 1647 nucleotides long. RefSeq lists its product as uncharacterized. Gene Ontology annotation, molecular function: antiporter activity; UDP-xylose transmembrane transporter activity. The record is from RefSeq and is a predicted model, not a curated record. The transcript is spliced from 7 exons. Lineage: Eukaryota; Viridiplantae; Streptophyta; Magnoliopsida; Ericales; Ericaceae. Bases 236 to 1396 code for a protein of 386 amino acids. Gene Ontology annotation, cellular component: Golgi apparatus.
AAGAUGAUCAUCCGAUGCUUAGUUUUAUUCAUUUCAUUUCAAACUCUAUUGGUAACAGAACUCUUCCCCACCAAACUGUUGUAACAUUGUACCAACAUCUACCCUCCUUCCGUGUCCCCCUUCUCUUUCCCAAAUGUCACCAUUAUUUUCUUUUCCUGAAAAUAAUCCCUAGCAAUUUCUUAUGGAAUGUGGGUAUUUUAGAUUGAUAUCUUCUUGAAAGAAUUAGAGGGUGGAAAUGGGAUUGCUCAGUUUUCUGAGGGGAAAAGAUGUCAGGAGAUUCAUCAAACGAAAAGAUAGUGAUGCAGGCGACGCAGGUAGAGCAUUGGAAGAACUCCGAGGUGUUCUGUAUAGUGAGCUUCGAACUUCAGAAGGCGCUAAGCGUCAACAACAGCGCCUUUGUGGUCCUGUUGUGGCAAUGACCUUCAAUUUUCUUGUUGCUGUUGGCAUUAUUAUGGCAAACAAAUUAGUUAUGGGUAAAGUUGGAUUUAACUUCCCAAUCUAUCUCACAUUGAUCCACUACUCCUCAGCUUGGGUCCUGCUUGCCAUUUUCAAGGCAUUCUCAUUGCUUCCAGCCUCUCCUCCUUCAAAAACCACACCUUUUUCUUCUCUUUUCUCUUUGGGUGUUGUCAUGGCCUUUGCCUCUGGCCUUGCCAAUACCAGUCUAAAGCAUAACAGUGUUGGGUUCUACCAAAUGGCAAAAAUUGCAGUGACUCCAACCAUUGUUCUCGCAGAGUUCGUACUCUUUAGGAAAACCGUUACGUUCAAUAAGAUUCUGGCUCUAGCUGUGGUCUCUGUAGGUGUGGCAGUGGCAACGGUGACAGAUUUAGAAUUCAAUCUCUUUGGUGCCUGCGUUGCAGUCGCAUGGAUAAUCCCAAGUUCCAUAAACAAAAUCCUCUGGUCUAAUCUCCAACAACAAGGCAAUUGGACAGCUCUUGCGUUGAUGUGGAAAACUACCCCUGUGACAAUCUUUUUCUUAGUAGCUCUAAUGCCAUGGCUGGACCCCCCGGGGGGAUUUUCCUUUGUGUGGAAUCUCGGUAACUCGUCUGCUGUUCUAAUAUCAGCACUUCUUGGUUUUCUCUUGCAAUGGUCUGGAGCUUUAGCACUUGGGGCAACCUCUGCUACUUCUCAUGUGGUGUUGGGGCAAUUCAAAACUUGUGUCAUUCUUCUAGGGGGCUACGUGCUAUUCGAUUCGGACCCGGGGUUUGUGAGCAUUUGUGGUGCUGUCACAGCUCUUUUAGGGAUGUCUGUUUACACUUCGCUGAACUUGAAAGAGUCACAAGAGUCUUCUUCUUCCUCUAACCAGACUCCAAAGCAGAAUUCAUCUGCUUUAAAACCCAAAAGCACUGAGGAUACAACAGAGGAAACAAAUGUGAAAGAUGAUUCUAAUGCUGUGUGAAAUGAGGAGGCUUUUGGCACUUUGUUGGUUCAUUCUUCACCUUGCAUAUGAAUGAAAGAGAUUCAAUCUCAUUCGCCAUUUGAAUCACCUUGAAUAUGAGAGGGAGAUUCACUAGAAUUAAUUCUUGUUCUACUUCUACCACUGGGUUUUGAGUGGAAGCAUGUACAGAAACAUUUGUUUCAUACCAAUAUUAUUGAUAAUUUUUGUAUCUUAAUUACUUACCCAAAAAAAAUAAAGUUUUGUAUCUUAAU